AUGCAUGGAAACACAGGUUAUCGACCACUAGCGUGGUCGAUAAUCCCUCAUCGCCUUAUGCGUACACCGGGAUCGUCUCUGCUGCCAUUUAAUAUUAUUACUAUCAUCGAAAUUAAGAAGAAAACAUUACAACAUCCAAUAUUAACUAAACUUGAUAUUGGUCAAACAUGUGAGUAUCUCCAUACAAUAUUGCAAUUUACACCUGAUAGACAAGUAAUUUAUGGUUUAUUAACAAAUUUUGAAAUAGGCAUAGUAAUUCGUGGUUCAGUUAAAUCAAAUAUAGAUGAUCCAUUUGAAUUUGAAACACAAUUUGAAAUUUACCAACUAUCAAUAGCUGAUGAUUUAAAUAAGAUAUUAUGGACAAUAAUUCAUUUAAACAAUCAAACUUAUAACCGAUUACCCUAUAAAAAAAAUUCCAGUGCGACACUGUCAAACCGGUGCGCAUGGCAUGCCAUCGGUCACUGUCACUGGCUGGCACCGAUGCGUACCCGUGCCCAGCAAGUGCCGAUUGGCACUCACUUUGAAUUUAAUGUGGAAUUAAAUGCAAUUAGUUAUCGUUCUAUUUUGGGACGUGGUAGUCAUAGUCUUGUUUUUAAAACCCAAAUAAAUGAAAAUGAUAAAAAGGUUUUACAUAAAUGGAAAAAUGGAAACACAUAUUUAUUAUUUACGCCGGUUGGUGAACCUGUAAAAAUUUAUGGAUUAUCAAUUGCUAAUAAAAAACAACGUUUUAAUGACCUAUAUGAACAAUUACGUUUAGCUCAUGCAAACAGUUAUAUUCAUCGUGACAUCCGACAAGCAAAUAUAAUAAGUUGCAAAAUUCAAGAAAAUCCUGAUGAAAAUCCAAUUCUAAUUAAAUGUUCGUAUAUUGAUGAGAUAAUGCAUCUUGUCAAAUGUUUUCUAUUAGAUCAAUGUGAUGAAAUGAACAAACGUACAUUAGCUGCUGAAAUUAAUGAAUUUGAUAUAAGUAGUGUUAUUCAAUGGUGGGAUAAUUACUUGAUACGACAUUAG
This is a messenger RNA of Didymodactylos carnosus, 1008 nucleotides long. Lineage: Eukaryota; Metazoa; Rotifera; Eurotatoria; Philodinida; Philodinidae. The record is from the annotation of a GenBank genome assembly.